AUGCGGCACCCUUCUUUGCCCCUCCCCUGCAUGUCAAAGCUAGUGCCCACAGCUGCAGUGGUGGUGGGCGAGGGCGAGUGCUACGCGCGCGAGGAGGAGAGCGCGGUGGUGGACGACAUGGUGAAGCUGGCCUACCUGCACGAGCCGGGCGUGCUGCACAACCUCAUGCAGCGCUACCACCGCAACCUCAUCUACACAUACACGGGCAGCAUCCUCAUAGCGGCCAACCCCUUCAUGCGUCUGCCGGGCAUCUAUGACCGCGACAUGCGCGAUGCCUACCGGGGCCAGCCGCUGGGCGAGCUGAGCCCCCACGUGUUCGCCAUUGCUGACAACGCCUACAGAGCGAUGCGCGAGGAGAGGCGGAGCCAGUCGAUUCUGAUCAGCGGGGAGAGCGGGGCGGGCAAGACGGAGACCACCAAGCUGGUGAUGGAGUACCUGGCGUCCGUGGGGGGGCGCGCUGACAGCGACGGGGAGAGGAGCAUUGAGAACCAAGUCCUGGAGUCCAAUCCACUGCUGGAGGCGUUUGGGAAUGCCAAGACCGUGCGCAACGACAACUCCAGUCGCUUUGGCAAGUUCAUAGAGAUCCAGUUUGACGAGCGCGGCCGUGUGUCAGGAGCAGCCAUCCGGUCGUACCUGCUGGAGCGGUCGCGAGUGGUGCAGAUCGCCGACCCAGAGAGGAACUACCACUGCUUCUACCAGCUCUGCGAUGGGGCCUCCCCUGAGGAGGCGGAGCUGCUGAAGCUGCCGCCCGGCCCCAACAGGGCGCAGCACUUCCACUACCUGAACCAGAGCCGGUGCUUCGAGCUGCAGGGCAAGUCCAGCAACGCGGAGGAGUACGGCAAGACCCGCAGCGCCAUGCGUGUCAUUGGCAUCUCCGAGGACGAACAGAUGUCCAUCCUGUGCCUCUUGGCAGCGGUGCUGCAUCUGGGCAACGUGGAGUUCAGGGAGAAGGGAGACAAGCUGCGCAUCGCCAAGCACGCUGACGCCACCCUCGAUACCGUCGCCUCACUCCUCUCGUGCGACCGCAAGAAGCUGCAGGACUCCCUCUGCACGGUGAAGCGCAAGGUGGGGGGGGAGACCAUCAAGAGUGCUCUCGACGUCAAGGCCGCCACCGUCCGCCGUGACACGCUCGCCAAAACACUCUACUCCAAGCUCUUUGACUGGAUCGUGCAGAAGGUGAACAGUUCCAUUGGGCAGGACCCCAGGGCCAUGGCCAUCAUUGGCGUUCUGGAUAUCUACGGCUUCGAGCACUUCAAGAUCAACAGCUUUGAGCAGUUCUGCAUCAACCUUGCCAACGAGAAACUGCAGCAGCAUUUCAACCAGCACGUGUUGAAGCUGGAGCAGGAGGAGUACGAGAGGGAGCAGAUCAACUGGAGUUACAUCAACUUCCGCGACAACCAGGACGUGCUGGACCUCAUUGAAGGGGACAAGGGCAUCCUCAGCAUCCUCGACUCUGCCUGCCGCCUGGCGCAGUCCACAGCGGAGGGCUUCACCCUAUCACUGUACGACGCCUUCCUCAAGCAUGACCGCUUCACCAAGUCCAAGGGCUCCGUCACUGACUUCACUCUUGAGCACUACGCCGGGCAGGUGAAGUACAGCACGUUGGAGUUCAUAAGCAAGAACAUGGACGCCGUGGUAUCAGAGCACGAGGUGCUGCUGCAGAAAUCCACCGACCCCUUUGUGGCUGCCCUCUUCCCGCCCGCGCCGCCCGACGACAAGGCCGGCAAGGCCACCAGCAAGUUCGCCUCGCUGGGCCGCUCAUUCAAGCAACAACUGGCACAGCUGAUGGAGACACUCAACCGCACAGAACCGCACUACAUCCGGUGCAUCAAGCCGAACGCAAAGAGCCGGCCGGGCAUGUUUGAGCGAGCCAUGGUCACGGACCAGCUGCGGUCGGGAGGAGUGUUGGAGGCCAUCCGCAUGUGCUCCGCGGGCUACCCCCACGCGCCGCACUUUCGAGGACUUCGUUGA
Messenger RNA from Closterium sp. Yama58-4, 1971 nucleotides. The record is from the annotation of a GenBank genome assembly. Lineage: Eukaryota; Viridiplantae; Streptophyta; Zygnematophyceae; Desmidiales; Closteriaceae.